UUAAAAUCUCUCAUUCAAAGGGACACAGAUUUGGUGAGUCUUGCUGUUAAAGGAUAAUUCACAUAUCAGAGCAAAUGGCUGAGAAAACUGCUCUUUUUGAAAGUUUCCUGAGAUGCCAUGUGUGUUCAGAGACUUUCAGAGAUCCUGUGUCUCUGAGCUGCAACCACAGCUUCUGUUCAAGCUGCCUGCAGAAAUUCUGGGAACAAGCUAAAAACAUAAACUGUCCCAUUUGUAAAACAAAGUCCUUGACAGAUGAGCCAGCAUUAAAUUUUACACUGAAGGAACUGGCUGACUCCUUUGCUGGGAGACAGAACAAUGAUUCACCUGAGACAGAAAAAGAAAAGGAGAAAGAGGAGGUGGUGUGUGAUAAACAUCCAGACGUCUCUUAUUGGUUCUGUAUGGAUGAAGAUAGAGCUGUGUGUCCUGUCUGUGAGUUUUCUCUCCACCAGAGUCACAAGGUGGUUCCUAUAGAACAAGCAGUCAGUGAGCUGAAGGACCAGCUGAAAUCUGACUUAAAGUCUCUGCAGGACAAGAGGGACAAAUACAAACAAGUGGAGGAAACAUACAAUGAAGUGAUUCAACACUCCAAGAAGCAGCUGUUGUCCACAGAGAGGCAGAUCAGAGCAGAGUUCAACAAGCUCCAGCAGUUCCUGAAAGAGGAAGAGGAGUCCAGACUGGCAGCUCUGAGGGAGGAAGAGGAGCAGAAGGGGAAGACUCUCAGCAGAGAGAUGAAGAUGAUUGAGGAGCAGAUCUCCUCUCUGUCACACAGUAUCUGUGCUGUUGAAGAAGAGCUGCAGAAACACAAGGUGCCAUUCCUCAGCAGUUAUAAAGCCACUCAGAGCAGAGCCAGAGUCCAGUGCUCACUGUCAGAUCCACAGCUGGUCUCAGGAGCGCUGAUAGAUGUGGCCAAACACCUGGGCAACCUGUCCUUCAGAGUCUGGGAGAAGAUGAAGGACAAGGUCCACUUCAGUCCUGUCAUUCUGGACCCAAACACUGCAAGUCCCCGUCUCUAUCUGUCUGAUGAUCUGACCAGUGUGAGAUGUGGAGACAAAGAGCAGCAGCUUCCUGACAAUCCAGAGAGACACACUAAGUAUGUCACUGUUCUGGGCUCUGAGGGCUUCAGCUCAGGGAAACACAGCUGGGAGGUGGAGGUGGGAGACCAUCCUCACUGGCUUGUGGGUUUGGAUAAAGAGUCAGCUGACAGGAAGGGAGAACGAAUUCAUUCACCAAAAUAUGGAACCUGGUUUUUAAUCUAUUACAGUGGAAACUACACUAAUGGAGGUAAGACUGUCACAGUGAAGAAGAGUCUCCAGAGGAUCAGAGUCCAGUUGGACUAUGACAGGGGGGAGGUGUCCUUCUACGACCCUGAAGACAUGACUCACAUCUGCACUCACAGAGACACUUUCACUGAGAAAAUCUUCCCAUGUUUUAGUAUCGGAAAGGCUGGUGAUGCUAAAACUGCUCAUAUCAAAAUGUGUCACAGUGAGAUUUCUCUGUCAUGUUCAGGGAGGGUGGUGAGCUCUCAGUAACAUAUUUGGAUGUUUUAUAAUGGUGGUGUUUUGUUGUCAUUUACAGACAAUUCCAGUUUGUUCUUUGUGGGUGAGAAUCGUGUCAUUUCAAAGGACAUACAGAAAAUGUAGAGAUCCAGGUUAAAGAAAAAACAAGAUUUGAUCUCUUUCAGCAAAUUACAUGAUGGAACACAUUCCUUGCUUGUUCUUUUAUAUACAAUAUAUUUCCAAAACUUAAAGCACAAAUGUAGGCAGAAUUAUGUGUGUAAACCAUUCUUGGCAAAAUGCUGUUUGUGGUGUAAAUAUGCAGCAAGAACUGGGAUGAGUAGAUUUCACUUUCUUAUUUUAACUUUUAUCUCCAGAUUUUUCCCCCAAUGAUGAGCAACAACCUUAAGUUUGCAUUAAAAAGGCUUUAAUUUUAAAUCAUAUAACCACAGAAAGUCUUGUCUUAAUAAUGACCUCCUUGUGUUUCAUAGUGACUGGUUUACUGUCAUAAAUAAAUGCUUCAGUUCCUUCAGUUGUUUUAUGUGCAAACAAAACAGUUUAGCAGUGAUGAUGAAGAUUAAUUAAUGAUUUGCAGAAUGACAUUAUAUUCAUUUUAUGUCCAUUUGAAGGACAUUAAAUGAGUUGAUGGUGUUUGUGUAUAAUUUUCAUUUUGUUUAAGGUGGAGAAAAGUACACAUUUUGUUUACAGGCUAGUGAGUGUUUGGAUCAUUUUAUGUCACACUUGUUGCAUGUGUAAUAUUGUUUCCUGCAAAGUGUCACUAAUACCUUAUCGUUGUUAAGGGUCUGGUAGUAAAUGGGUAUCUGGGAGACAAUCAGAAGUGACUGUGCCUCUUGAUAGGUUGGUUCAUUAAGAGUUUUUUUAUGUCAUUAUCUCAGAAAACAAACACACAAAUUGAAUUAUUCAGCACUUAAGAGGCUGUCAGAUAUUUAUUGUUACUGAGGCAUCUUCAUGUUCAUGAUGUGGAUAAAAAUCACCACUAAAUAAAAUGUAUUCUUCCAUCUCU
Molecule: messenger RNA, 2517 nt
Organism: Epinephelus lanceolatus (giant grouper)
Lineage: Eukaryota; Metazoa; Chordata; Actinopteri; Perciformes; Serranidae
Product: E3 ubiquitin-protein ligase TRIM35-like
Molecular function (GO): zinc ion binding; protein binding
Source: RefSeq, a predicted model, not a curated record